Mixia osmundae IAM 14324 is the source of this 2089-nucleotide messenger RNA. RefSeq lists its product as uncharacterized. The coding region runs from base 400 to 2016 and encodes 538 amino acids. Gene Ontology annotation, biological process: ammonium transmembrane transport. The transcript has 2 exons. NCBI's taxonomy places the organism in Eukaryota, Fungi, Basidiomycota, Mixiomycetes, Mixiales, Mixiaceae. Gene Ontology annotation, molecular function: ammonium channel activity. Gene Ontology annotation, cellular component: plasma membrane. The record is from RefSeq and is a predicted model, not a curated record.
UGACGUCGUUGGGCACCAGUCCAAGCAUAUCAUACUGACUGCAGAGCCCAUUCACGGCAGCAGCUCACCCUCGCUCAGGACGCUGAGAAGCGUUGCUCCAUUAGCGCCUUGAGGCCAGAGCAGCCUUCUUCGGCGUUUCAGCUUUGCCCUCGGUACCUCGGUCACCUCCGCUUCCGCCCCGCCGCCCGUCAAUUGAAACUCAAGUAGACAAAGAUUGCGCAUCUCUUGGCCGCAUAGCGCUGUCUUGGCUAGUAGUACCCACACCGGAUCAGGUAGCCAGCAUCGCUCUGCCUGACUGACAGCCGGUCGGGUUCCGCGUAGAGCGGUAGCAGCCCUCAAAAGCUCAUCUAGCGAAAAUCUGCCAAGACCGUUCCGAGCCACUCCGACAGACUCGCAGAGAUGGUCAACAUCACUUAUGGCGUCAUCUCCACUCCACCACAGGUCACUACGGCCGACCAGGCGACCUUCCUGACCUCCAACGGAACGGACCUCAUCACCACACAGGCCGAUGGUACGAUCGCCGCCUUUUCGCCAGGUGACAUCGCCUGGGUCCUCACUUGCACUGCACUCGUCUGGAUCAUGAUUCCUGGACUCGGCUACCUCUAUUCGGGCCUUGUCAGGCGGAAGAACGCGCUUUCGAUGCUUCUCGUCACUUUGCUCUGUACAGCCACGAUGGCCUUUCAGUGGUUCUUCUGGGGCUAUUCGCUUGCAUUCUCAACCUCGAGCGGCCCAGUGUUUGGCAGCUUGCAUUUCUUUGGUCUCCAAAAUGUCCUCGAACAGCCUGUUGCCCAGGCGAAUAACAAGAUUCCUCAGAUCACAUAUUGCCUUUACCAACUACAGUUUGCGGCACUCGUGCCUGCGAUUGCAAUUGGCGCAGCUGCCGAAAGAGGCAGAAUCGCGCCUGUGGCUCUCUUCGUCUUCUGCUGGUCGACCGUCGUCUAUUGCCCAAUCGCGCGUCAGAUCUGGUCGCCCAUGGGCUGGGCCUACAAAGCUGGCGUGCUAGAUUACGCUGGCGGUGGUCCUGUCGAAAUCUGCUCAGGCACGACCGGCCUGGUCUACUCGCUCUUCCUAGGCCAACGCAGAGGCUUUGGCACGCCAAGACUUGCCUUCCGUCCCCAUUCGACUUCUCAUGUCGUGCUCGGCACGGUCUUCCUUUGGGUCGGCUGGCUCGGUUUCAACGGUGGCUCGACCUUUGCUGCCAACCUCAAGGCAUCUCUCGCCAUUUUCAACACCAACCUGGCAGGUGCGGGCGGCGGUCUGAUCUGGAUGCUCAUGGACUACCGUCUCGAGAAGAAGCUCAGCGUCAUCGGAUUCUGCACGGGUGCUAUUUCGGGCCUGGUCGCCAUCACCCCAGCUGCAGGCUUCGUUGGUGCGCCCGCUUCGCUACUCAUCGGCGUGAUCGCGGCCGCUAUCUCCAACAUGCUUACGAGCUUGAAGGCCAAAUUCAAGUUCGACGAUGCUCUCGAUAUCUUCGCGGUCCACGCAGUCGCUGGAGCCGUUGGUCUCUUCCUGACCGGUCUGUUCGCUCAAGCCAGCGUCGCCGCCAACGAUGGCUACUUGCAAAUCGAAGGCGGUUGGCUCGAUCAGAAUUACAAGCAGCUCUACAAGCAGAUCUACUGGAUCUUUGUCGCCUUUGGCUGGACCGCUAUUGGUACCUUCCUCGUCAUGUUUGUCAUCAAUCUCAUCCCGGGUAUGCACUUCCGCGCAUCGGAAGACGCAGAGAUCAUCGGCAUGGACGAGGAUCAGUGCAACGAAUUCUGCUAUGACUUUGCUUACGUCAACCGAGACCUCGAGGGCAAUUACAAUCCAGAGGGUGACAGCGACGAUUCAAGUGGCACCCAGAUCGACGGUGAAGGCGAGAAAACAGCUGCAGGCGGUGCCGCUCCCGGCACGGGCGCAGCACGAUCAGGCGGCGAAGCUGAGGAAAGCAAUGUCUCACAGAGUGCCAUGACAGGACCGGGCCACGAGCAUGAUGCUCAGAAGCAAGCAUGGGACAAGGAACGCAAUAUUGUCUAAAUCAUUCAAUUUCGAUGGAAUCUCCGCAUCUCAUUCGGCGUAUAGACGAACUUGAACAGUGCUCUGUAUAUGU